Diplodia corticola is the source of this 2553-nucleotide messenger RNA. Its product is annotated as glycoside hydrolase family 63 protein. Gene Ontology annotation, biological process: protein N-linked glycosylation; oligosaccharide metabolic process. Gene Ontology annotation, cellular component: endoplasmic reticulum membrane. The transcript is spliced from 5 exons. The record is from RefSeq and is a predicted model, not a curated record. Gene Ontology annotation, molecular function: Glc3Man9GlcNAc2 oligosaccharide glucosidase activity. The coding region runs from base 1 to 2553 and encodes 850 amino acids. Lineage: Eukaryota; Fungi; Ascomycota; Dothideomycetes; Botryosphaeriales; Botryosphaeriaceae.
AUGCGUCCACUCAAACCGCCGUCGCCCGGCCGGAGGGGCGGCGUCGCCCAGAAAUCUUUCGCCGCGACCAGCUUCUUCGCCGUCGCCGUCGCCGCCAUCUUGCUGCUGCUCAGUCCGGCCGGCGCUCGUGCUGACGAUGCCGAUGAGCGGAGCGAAGUCGUUCAACAGAUCGAACGCGCCUCCAAUGAGAGCUUGCUAUGGGGCCCCUACAAGCCGAAUCUCUAUUUUGGCGUUCGCCCGCGCAUCCCCAAGAGCUUCGCCGCGGGUCUGCUCUGGAGCAGGGUGGAGGAUUUCCGGUCGGUGCAGGAUAACUUCCGCCAUACAUGCGAGCAGCACGAAGGCAUGGCCGGCUACGGCUGGGACGAGUACGACCCGCGCACGGGCGGCAAGCAGACGAUCCAUGACGCUGGCAACCAAAUCGACAUCACGACCGAGUUCGUCAAGGUGCCGGGCGGCGAGCACGGCGGCAGCUGGGGCCUACGCGUCAAGGGCAACCCGCGCGACGACGCCCCGGACAACCUGAAGAUGACCGUGGUCUUCUACGCCUCGAUCGAGGGGCUCGGCAGCCUCGAGGUGCCCGUCGAGGCCGAAGACGAGGCGGGCUUGGGCCGCGACGGCGACGUCGACAUCCAGGGCCAGAGCCAAGGGCUCGGCUCCUACACCAUCAAGGUGACCAAGGGCAAGGGCGAGCACCCCGAGGAGCGCCAUGAGGCCUGGGAUGAAAAACCCCUGGAUAAGACCUUUGUUACUAGCGCCCAGCUGCCUGAGCAGGCUAUGUGGCAGGUCAAGGGCGUGCUGUUCGCCGCCAUCAAGCAGACGGUUGAUAACUUCGUCGCCCGCUUCGGCACCGAGGAGAAGAUGCCCCCGCCUGAGCAGAUCUACACCAUCGCACAUAAGCCGGGCAUGGGCAACAUGCACUUCGUGCAGAAGGUUUUCGAGGGCCCCUUCGAGUUCGACGUUCUCUUCUCUUCCGCUUCUGCGCCGAAACCCAUGACUUCCGAGGACUUGACCGAGGAGCUUGACGCUGCCACUACCGCCUUCUCCAAGCGCUACAAUGAUGUGAUGAAGCCCCAGGCGCCUUUCGAUGGUGGCAAGUACGACGAGUUCUCCAAGUCCAUGUUCUCCAACCUUGUUGGUGGCAUUGGCUACUUUUACGGUGAUUCGCGCAUCGACCGCUCCUAUGCUUCCGAGUAUGACGAAGAUAACGAGGGCUUCUGGGAGGAGGCUGCCGAGGCUCAGACCAGAAACAAGCCUGAGCUUGAGGGCCCUUAUGAGCUUUUCACUAGCAUUCCAUCCAGGCCCUUCUUCCCGAGAGGCUUCCUGUGGGACGAAGGAUUCCAUCUCAUUCCGAUAGUCGACUGGGACGUCGAUCUCACUCUGGAAAUCAUCAAGAGCUGGUUCAACCUUAUGGAUGAGGAUGGCUGGAUUGCUCGCGAGCAGAUACUCGGUGCCGAGGCCCGCAACAAGGUCCCGCCGGAGUUCCAGGUUCAAUACCCUCACUACGCCAAUCCCCCCACCUUGUUCUUCAUUCUGUCUGCUUUCAUCGAGAAGCUGCAGGCUCAGGCUCCUACGGAUGGCUCUCAGCAGCCCCUUGUUUCGGGCGAGAAGUACACGACGUACCUCAAGAACCGCGAAGCUGCUCUCCAGUACCUCCGCGACCUCUACCCUCUGCUCAAGCGCCACUACUUCUGGUUCCGCCGCACGCAGUCCGGUGACAUCAAAUCCUACGACCGCGAGGCCUUUAGCACCAAGGAGGGUUACCGCUGGCGUGGCCGCACCCCCAGGCACAUCCUGACAUCUGGUCUGGACGACUACCCGCGCGCCCAGCCGCCUCACCCUGGCGAGCUGCACGUCGACCUGAUCGCGUGGGUCGGCAUGAUGACGCGAAACAUCAAGGACGUCGCCGCCUUCAUCGGCGAGGAAGACGACGUCGCUGAGUUCGCCAAGUACGAGAACGCCAUCAUGCGCAACAUCGACGAUUUGCACUGGAGUAAGGAGGAGAAAAUCCACUGCGACUCCACCAUCGACGACUACGAAGAGAGCGUGCUCGUCUGCCACAAGGGCUACGUCUCGCUCUUGCCGUGGUUGUUGGGCCUCGUUUCGGAUGAGGAGAAGGUUGGCAACAUUUUGGAUCUCGUGGCCGACGAGGAGGAGAUCUGGAGCCCCCAUGGCAUCAGGAGCUUGAGCAAGAAGGACGAGCUGUACGGCACGGAUGAGAACUACUGGAGGAGCCCCGUGUGGAUGUGUAUUAACUACCUGGUGGUUGUGAGGUUGCUGGAAACCGCCCAAUCCACCAGCCCGCACGCCGCCCGUGCGGCCAAGCUCUACUCGGAGCUCCGCAAGAACUUGGUCGAGACCGUCUACGAGAGUUGGAAGGAAACGGGCUUCGCGUGGGAGCAGUACAACCCCGAGACGGGAAAGGGCCAGCGCACGCAGCACUUCACCGGCUGGACCAGCUUGGUCGUUAAGGUGAUGACGUUCCCCGAUGGGAAGGACUUGAAGGUUGGUGUGGCGCCGCAGAAGAAGAAGGCGGGUGGGCAUGAUGAGUUGUAG